GUGUGCAUAUGUAUAUGUAUAUAUAGUUAUCAAGAGCUCAGUAUAUAUUUCAGAUAAUUGGGGUGAUCAUUGGUCAUUGAUGACAGUGGCCUUCAUGCUUCAAAAAUGCAUCCUUAUAUCAACCAAUAUUAUUGUACCUGGCUGCAGAACUGGCUGGCGUGAUUGUCAGAGGUGUUGUGUCCAGUUUGUUGUUACACUGGACACAUCCUAUGGCCAGCUUUGGUCUUGUAGCACCUCAACCAAUUACCAGAUUGAAUUAUGCUAGCCAAACUUCAAAGCGUGGUCAGAGGUGGUGGUGGUGGAGUUGGGGAAGGCGGGGCUGGAAGAAGAGGAAAAGAAAGAAGUGGUGGUAGUGGUAGGGGUUGGAGUGUGCAAGAACCAAAGGAAGAGGUCAGAAAUAAUGGUAGUGGUAGGAGUUGUGGUAGUGGUAAGAGUGGCAGGAGUGGCAGCAGUGGUGGUGGUGGUGGUGCUAACAUUGCAGAUGUCCAGAGUGUGAACUCAAAUUAUGGAAGUCUGGAGUCUGACCGUUAUAGUGAAGAUGUCCAAGAUAAUGUAAUUGACAUCAGUAACGUUGGUGGCGUUAGUCGGUGUAAUAAUGAUGACAACAACAACGAAAACAACAACAGCGUCAACAACAAAGACAAUAAUAACGGCAACAACACUGACCACAAUGUCGGCAAUGACCAUAGUAAUGGAAGCAGUAGUUGUGGUGAGAGCAACUAUAACAGUGUCCGCAGCAGCAACAUAAGCAGUAGUAGCUGUAGUAGUAGUAUUAACGGGAACGGUACUAAUUGUGGUAGUAGUAGUAGUAGUUGCAGUAUGAGGAAGAUGACCAACACUAACAGUGACAGUAGUAACAUGUACAGCACGUGCAACGAUGUUGAGCAUUUGUGUGACUUGUCCGAGUCCGCAGCAAGUUAUACGACGACAGAGGCAUCGUAUACAAAGUCUGCACCGGAAAAGUGCACAACCCCUUCAACACCAACACCAACACCAAGUACGACUACAAUUAAUAUCACCACUACCACAGAAACAAACACGGAUACUACUACUACUACUGCUAAUAAUUAUGAUAAUAAUAAUAGUAAUAAUAAUAAUAAUAUUAAUAAUAAUAAUAAUAAUAAUAUUUCUACUUCAACAAGAGUAAGGAAGUUUACGUGUCACAGUAUUGGCAGCAGCAGUUGUAGUAACAGUUGUAGUAGCAUGUGCAGCUGCAACAAGAGCAACAGUUGUUGCAACAAUCAGGUGCAACCACUAUGUGCAGAAGUUUCUUUCAACGGUAAGAGUAAUACUUAUAGCAACAAGUGCAGCUGCAACAGCAAUGAUAGCAAUAACAUCAUUGAUAGACAACCGCAAGAUCACAUUACUCUGGGUGGCGCCGUAAAGCGGCCCAACAGUAGAACUAGCGUAGAAAGCAAAAAACUCCAUAACCAUGUCGAGGCCCUAAAAGACAUGGAACCAAGUUUAGUUGUUGCUAAUUCUAAAGCUUCAACAAUGCCUCCAAGUACAGCAUCUGCUAUUGUAGCGGCGGCACGUCGGACUCAGUCAUACAACCACAAAACUGUGCAAACUGCAAUGAUUCAGAAACCACCCGAAAGACGGGUGACAGCAUUUGAAAGGAUAUCCACGGAUUUGGAAACAAAUCCAAAACUCAUCCGAGAACUUUCACUUGGAAAGAGGAUUGGUUUCUAUCGGAUCCGAGGAGAAUUGGGCAGUGGUAAUUUUUCAUCAGUGAAGCUUGGCAUUCAUACUUUGGUAAAAGAAAAAGUUGCAAUAAAAAUUUUGGACAAAACCCGCCUUGAUUUGAAAACUCAGCGCCUGUUGUCAAGAGAGAUUGAAAUUAUGGAACACCUACGGCACCCUAAUAUUAUACGAUUAUACGAAGUUGUAGAAACACUAGCCAAGGUACAUUUGAUCAUGGAAUAUGCACCAGGUGGAGAGCUUUUUACCAAACUAUCGAACGAAGGGCGACUAACGGAACCUGAGGCAAAAUUCAUCUUUGCUCAGAUACUUUCUGCUGUUGAACACAUGCACAGCCACUAUAUCAUCCACCGGGACUUGAAAGCCGAGAAUGUUUUCUAUGCAGCCCCAUUCUUUGUUAAAGUAGGAGACUUUGGUUUCAGCACGAUUUGUCGAUCAGAGCAACAAGAACUAAACACCUUCUGUGGCUCCCCACCUUACGCUGCACCAGAGCUCUUCAGAGACGAUAUCUAUUAUGGAACAUUCGUUGAUAUAUGGGCGCUGGGUAUUCUGCUUUAUUUCAUGGUCACUGGCUCCAUGCCAUUUCGAGCAGAGAAUGUCACGAGAAUGAAAAAAUGUAUUCUUAAUGGUAUGUAUGCGAUUCCGAUGUUUGUGUCUGAUAGCUGCCAUUUUUUAAUUCGAGGAAUAUUGCGGUCUCUACCUCAGGACAGAUUUACUAUAGAAGAAAUUAAGAACAGUGAAUGGUUAGCAGGGGAAAACUACCCAAAGGCUUUACCGCCAUACAGACUUUGUCCCACUGUUAAUCUCACAGAAUUAAAAGCAGAUGAACAAGAGACCAUUAAGAUCCUUUGCCAGCUAGGAAUUACACAAGAACAUCUGAAGGAGGCCAUCCGUAAGAAUACGAGGAACUCUAUAAUUGGUGCUUACCGCAUUGUGUUGCAUCGAAUACAGAAGAAGAACCAAGAUAAAGAUAUUUAUGCUAUAGCAGAAUUUUCUUCUCGAUUAUUUAAACAACAGGACAAUAAGAAGAAAAUGAGAUCUCAUAUAUCGAAACUUUGUUCAAUCCUUUAAUGUACAGAAAAGAGACUCGCAUAUACGCACAC
This is a messenger RNA of Octopus sinensis (East Asian common octopus), 2804 nucleotides long. Its product is annotated as serine/threonine-protein kinase NIM1-like. The record is from RefSeq and is a predicted model, not a curated record. NCBI's taxonomy places the organism in Eukaryota, Metazoa, Mollusca, Cephalopoda, Octopoda, Octopodidae. Bases 259 to 2772 code for a protein of 837 amino acids. Gene Ontology annotation, molecular function: tau-protein kinase activity; protein serine/threonine kinase activity; ATP binding. Gene Ontology annotation, cellular component: cytoplasm. Gene Ontology annotation, biological process: protein phosphorylation; intracellular signal transduction; microtubule cytoskeleton organization. The transcript has 4 exons.